Molecule: messenger RNA, 1389 nt
Organism: Heterobasidion irregulare TC 32-1
Lineage: Eukaryota; Fungi; Basidiomycota; Agaricomycetes; Russulales; Bondarzewiaceae
Exons: 8
Coding region: 26-1312 (428 amino acids)
Biological process (GO): transcription elongation by RNA polymerase I; nucleolar large rRNA transcription by RNA polymerase I; RNA polymerase I preinitiation complex assembly
Cellular component (GO): RNA polymerase I complex
Molecular function (GO): DNA binding
Source: RefSeq, a predicted model, not a curated record
UACUCCUUCUCCGUCCACCACCUCCAUGCCUUCGCCAACUCUUUCUAGAAAACGAAAACGCGGUCCGUCAGAUGCGGGGGAGCGAGGAAACAUAUCCCUAGAACUUUCUCACAUCCCAGUGAUUCAACCUGGUCCUGUCCUUGUGAGCUUCCCAUCGCUCCAGCCUCCCAAAUCAACGGCUUUCCAAUGUUAUGUUCGCGAAGGAGAGGACGAUAGAGAGUUUGUGAAGCAGAACACGGUCGUAGCCGGUGAAACAGACUCAAUAGAAUUCUCUGGACCAAGCAUUGGCGAAGAAGAUGGUCUGGGUAGCAGCUAUUAUCUUGCCGUUCACCACCCAUCUACCGGCAAGGUUGUUCUGCAGCCUGCACCUCUUCAUAUCCUCACUCGACAGGUUAAAGCGCUUAAGCACCUCAAGCCUAUUGCGCCUACCGCAGCUGAGCACUUGCAAGCGCGCAAUGCAUUGGGCGAGACAUUCGGGACGAAGAAGGCUCAGGCUGCCAUUCGUGCUUAUCAGCGAAACAAAGUCGACGUGAGCGCGAUGGAGAACGUUGCCGGGAUGCUACAAGAUCGUAUCGAAGAGGGGACCGAAAAUCUCCCCACAAAAGAUGAGGCAAAGCUCGCUGCCGAUGCUGCGCGGUUGAUCCCACCUUAUAAUAUGGAUGCCGAAACACCAGAAGACGCUUAUCCCUUGCAUGGCAUCAUUCCAGAGCAGGAGUGGAGUGCUCUAGACGCUCUGUAUCGCCCAUUAAAAAAUAUGAGUUCAACGCUCGACCGGAUGAAGUCGCUACCAAAUGUGAGAAGCCAAUGGGUCCGCGAGCACUUGAACCUCGCGUACGCAACACCCAAACCAAGCUCCAAAAUUGUCAAAAUGUUGAUAUAUAUCACAACAUUAAUGGCUUUCCGUUCUGCUACGGGAAAAGCAGUACCAGAAAGACGUGCGCUUCUAGAGCGCUUGUCUCCAGCACCUGAGGUUAUCGUCGAUGGUCUCCUCACACGCUUCACGGAGAAAGCAAGGGGUUCCACAAAAGCCCACAUGACUUCUCAGACGGACACGAUUCUGUUGACAAGUAUGUUUGCUCUCUGUUUGAGAGUCGACGAUUAUGCGACGGACACUCAGCUCAUGGCAACGGAUCUCAAAUUGGGCGUCACGAGAAUAAACACGUUAUUCCGCUCCUUAGGCUGCAAAAUCGAGACUCUAACUCUUCACGACAUGAAGAGAUUAGGUCUACCUGACAGCGCCGCCGAGAAUAAGCGGGCCCUACUUAAAAUGCCGCUCACCUUCCCGAAGCCGAGAUCAGGCAAGAGAGGUUGAAAUGCUUCUACGGGCCUUCUCGCGAUAGUCUUCAAUUACAUGGAAAAAUGUAGUGCCGUUAUAUAUUUAUGAUUGUC